Penicillium subrubescens is the source of this 822-nucleotide messenger RNA. RefSeq lists its product as uncharacterized. The record is from RefSeq and is a predicted model, not a curated record. The coding region runs from base 1 to 822 and encodes 273 amino acids. The transcript is spliced from 2 exons. Lineage: Eukaryota; Fungi; Ascomycota; Eurotiomycetes; Eurotiales; Aspergillaceae.
AUGCUGCAGGCCCUAAAGGGAUCCGCCUAUCUCUUUAGCGUGACUAAGCCUACCCUACCCCUACCGGCCCUGCCUACUCGAAAGCGGUCUAGGGAGCUCUCCCUAGCUAGUGCUAGCCAGGCCCCUACCCCUCAGCGCCUUAGGGUAGUAGCCCAAUCAACCCCUAAUGACUCAGAAAUUCGUGCUGCCUUCCUAGCGAGUUUCGGCACCUUCCGUCAAUCCCUGAAGGAAUCUAGGGUGAUCAAAACCUCAGGUGAAACCUAUGAAGCUAGGGGAUUCUUCACAGAGAGUCAAUACCCUACCUUCCUCUCUGGCCGGGAUUCAUCUGAACUAGAGGCCCUCUUUACCCUAGACAACACUAGUCAUAUGAUCUGGCUUUCUGCUAUCGUUUACCGCCUUCUCGUUCGAGGGGAUACCUUGAUUUCACGUACUACUAUCCAAUCGCUUAGUGCGUUGAAUACCUUUAGCCAGGAUCCGAUCAAUCAGGCCUCCCUUCGCCCUCUUCGCUCUCUCCAAAGCCAGCACUCCCUCCAGCGAUAUAGCCUAGUCUUUCAGGCCUUCCUGAAUUUCCUGCUUACCUCAUUCCGUUCCCUACAGGAGGAGGGGCCGGAUAGCUAUACUAGCCUCUAUAUCCUAGGGCCUAGCCAGCUAUCUGCCCUAGAAGCCUUAGAGACCUUCCUAUCUGGCCUUCCUGAGCCUGAUCCUGCCCUAGUCAAUAGGGUAGAAGCCGCCCGCCAGCCUGCCCGCCAACCUGCCCGCCAAGCUGCCUGCCAACCUGCCUGCCAACCUGCCUGCCCACCUGCCCCCGGCCCUGCCCGCUAA